Molecule: messenger RNA, 924 nt
Organism: Polyodon spathula (Mississippi paddlefish)
Lineage: Eukaryota; Metazoa; Chordata; Actinopteri; Acipenseriformes; Polyodontidae
Product: apolipoprotein M-like
Exons: 7
Coding region: 98-664 (188 amino acids)
Biological process (GO): high-density lipoprotein particle remodeling; high-density lipoprotein particle clearance; cholesterol efflux
Cellular component (GO): low-density lipoprotein particle; high-density lipoprotein particle; very-low-density lipoprotein particle
Molecular function (GO): lipid carrier activity; phospholipid binding
Source: RefSeq, a predicted model, not a curated record
AACAACAUAUCUUCAGUGACAAAGAUCACCUGUUCGGCCAGAAGUGUAACUCACCCCCUCGGACCCGGGCACGGCUCACUCGGUGAAGAAUCCAGUCAUGUAUCACAGAUUCUGGUCCUAUCUCUUCUAUCUUUAUGGCUUGGUUGCACAGGUUAUUUGGCCAUGCGAAGAGCCAGCAAAAAUAUCGGCGGGCAGUUUAAACACAGCCGAGUAUUUCGGAUCCUGGUAUUUCAUCGCUGCAGCAGGAGAAAGUGAUUCCGACCUUCAAAUAUUCAAGCAUAUGGACAAUACCCUUUUUGACCUGCAGGGGGCAGACAUUCCUGAACGACUUCUACUGCAGGGAGCAAUCAAAGUUGGGAAUCACUGUGUUGAAAAAAACUGGGUGUAUUACAUUCACCAUUACAGAGAUGACUUGGAACUGGAAGGACGUCCUCUAAUGAAGUCUUACAUCUUUGAGUCGGAUUGCAAGGACUGCAUUAUCAUGAUGGAGACACAGGACAAGGGAGAACAUCAGUUUAAGAGGAUGAUGCUCUAUGCGCGCACUUCCACCUUGUCCUCUGAGCACAUCGAACAUUUCCAGAAGAAAGCAGCUUGCGUGGGGAUGAAGGAAUUCAUGGUGUUACCUCGGGAGAAAGAGUACUGCUUGAUUGAGCCUCACAGCUAAAGAAGAUCGUCGUGUUUACCAGAUGGUUUUUACCACACAGAUGCCUGGCUUUCCAAAUCAAAAAUGACAGAAAAGUUGUUUUUUUUUUGUUUGUUUGUUUGUUUUUUUUUUUCUAUAUGUAUGAGCUGCACUGCAGUGACACUAACAUUUUUUCAGACAGUAGUUCUAAAGUUCAGCUCAUGUUUUCAAGAUUAAAGUGACCCAAUCUUUUCCUUGUCAUUGUGCUUGCUUCACAGUGAAUAAAGAGAUCAGAAAAUAAA